Molecule: messenger RNA, 1721 nt
Organism: Colletotrichum phormii
Lineage: Eukaryota; Fungi; Ascomycota; Sordariomycetes; Glomerellales; Glomerellaceae
Product: SAM-dependent methyltransferase
Exons: 6
Coding region: 255-1721 (488 amino acids)
Source: RefSeq, a predicted model, not a curated record
AGUUCGAAACUACAGACGCGUUGCAGCCCCACUGCAUCAUUAUUUCUAGGUGCUCCUCAAUGGCUAGACUGCGCCACACGGUAGUUCCGCGUCUUGAAGCUUUAUUCCAAUUCAUCAUCCGUUCUCGUCUGACUUCCUCUGACUUCCUCUAGACACUUCUGACCUCUUUUCAUCCACUAUUUCUAUUUACUCACCUCUCAACUUAUCUCCUUUCGUUUCUGUCUUUCGUCCGCUUCCUGGAACCGCCUCUCGCGAUGUUUUCCAAAUCAAAGACGAGCACUUCCCAGUAUACGCCUCUCUCGCGACCAGGCGGUGGCGAGGGUUCCAGUUCAAGUACAUCUCUGGAGAAGCGCUCCUCUGAGGAUGAUGACGAUCACCCCUUGCUGGAAUCCUCGGAAAACCUCCCCGGUCUCCAAGCACCCAAACACUGGCAGCUUCCCAAGCUCAUCCUCUACUUUUCUUUCGCUCUCGCGCUGCUGUCAUGUGCGAACAUCGCACUAUUCCCCGCGACACUGUCAAACUACGCAGCUUACCCCUAUACCGACGCUGAGCUCAAUGCCCUACCCUACGGCGACGCCAGGUUGGGGCUGGACAGAGCAGCAAAGAUUCUUCGCCCGCCGAGAGAGUAUCUCCGCGCCUGGCCAGACAGGGUUGUGCGAGUGAGCCGCAAGUUGAAGAAUUCGGUAUGGGGAAACGGACCGCAAGUCUAUGUGACAGUCGAGGACUCAACAAUCAUGCGUUUCCCGGUUCCUACCGCCGGCAUCAACGCCUGCGCAAUUUCCUGGCACGCGCCUCCGGAGAACUCCACGCGCAUCAAGGACCUGACCACCAAGGGUGACAUUUCCGAAAUUGAAGUAUGGCAGCUUAUCGCACCCUCGGCCACUUCGAAGCCCGGCUCUUCCACGAACAUGGACGAGCUCGACUACGACACGGUGUCGUACUCGGCUCUCCCUGUGCGCGGCGAGCUGCUCGGCGUGCUGGACCUCACCAUGAAACCGAACAGCACGACAGUGGAGCCAGGGUGCGGACAGGGAGACUGCACCACCGCUCUCGCUACUGUUGUGGGCGAGCAAGGUACCGUGGUGGCCGUUGAUCCGGCCUCGUUGGACUAUGGUGCACCAUACACUCUCAAGCAAGCACAGGAUCACAUCUCACAAGGUCCGCUUGGCAAACGCAUCACCUGGGUCCAACAAAGCCCCAAGGACUAUGUCUCAUCCCUCACUUCAACUAGCGACGCCAAGGCCUUCGACGCAACAGUUCUCGCCCACUGCCUCUGGUACUUUUCCUCCCCCUCCCUAAUUCUAGAAACCUUCCGUGCAAUCAGGCAGCAUAGCAAACGUCUUCUGCUCUCUGAAUGGUCUCUGGAAGCAACUCGCCCCUCCGCCCGGCCUCACGUCCUGGCCGCCCUCACCCAAGCCGCGCUAGAGUGCCGCAAAGGCGAAGAGAGUAUCUCAAACGUCCGCACGGUGCUGGGCCCGAAGCGACUCACCGAAUUGGCUUUGGCGGCUGGAUGGCAACUGGAAAAGGAGACCUGCGUGCAAGGCGGCGAAGGGCUACAGGAUGGACAGUGGGAGGUCUCUGCCUGUCUUGGAUCCGGUUUCGCUCGCGAGCGCGCCGUGGUCUUUGCGUUGCGCGAUGCUUGCGAGGCGAGUUUGGACGGUGUACCGGGGGGGAAGAAGGGAGUUGCUGCCAUGGAUGUCUGGGUUGCGAGCUUCGUCUGA